AACCAGAGAACCCGACUCGCCGCCCCUUCGCUCGCGUGCGAACUGACCCUCCUCUCUCCCUUUCGCACUCGAUAUUCGGCGGCGGCGGCGGCCGGUGGCGGGUGUCGGGGAUGGCGGUAUGGCGAGCGGUGGGCGCUCGCGCCGUUCUUCGGCGGCUCGGCGCCGCAGCGGAGACGGCGGGGAGAUGUGAUGGCGGUGUGCUCCCGACCAUCUGUAGCAGCAGCGGAAAUGCGACAUCCGGCUUAGGUCAAUAUGCAAAUCUAUUCAGGGCACAAGCCUUUGCCUCAAGGAGUAUCCCAGCAAAUUUUCAUCAGUUUAUCCGCAAUGCUGGAAUAUCAACUACAAGGAACUUGCUUGCAGAUGAUGCUAUGGUUCCUAUUUCUUCUCCUUUGACGCCACCACUGGGUGACAGUGAAGAGACUGACAAAAAGGGGGCUGUGGUUAAGCGAUUGAGGGUCCAAGCCAUAAAAAAGGAUAUCAAACAGAGCCCAAAGAAGGUGAAUCUAGUAGCGAAUCUGGUCCGAGGUAUGCGUGUGGAAGAUGCCUUGUUGCAGCUGCAAGUGACAGUUAAAAGGGCUGCCAAAACUGUUUACCAGGUGAUCCAUUCUGCUCGUGCCAAUGCAUCUCACAACCACGGAUUGGAUCCUGAUAAGCUCAUUGUUGAGGAGGCCUUUGUGGGAAAGGGACUUUACCUGAAGAGGCUAUCUUACCAUGCCAAGGGGAGGUGCGGUGUCAUGGUGCGACCAAGGUGCAGAUUGACAGUGGUGGUUAGAGAAGCUACAGCUGAGGAAGAGGCAAAGAUUGCCAAACUCAGAGUGAGCAACUACAAGAAGCUAACCAGAAAGGAGCGGCAGCUUAUGCCGCAUCGGCUCAUCGAGGUUAGCCCGAGGUGGGCUCGCAAGAGGAAAGAAGAAGCUGGUGCUAUGGCGUAGCGCUAGUUUCUGUAUGUGGUGUCUCACUGUCUGCCUCCAUUCACCCUAUUGUGCUUGGACACACUAGAAUUUGCCGAAGAAAGAUGAUGUCUCUUACAUGAGAUAAUUCAGAGUCUGGUUUGCUGAUCCAGCCUUGUUCUAUUUGUUUGUUUCAUCGACAUGAAAACUGUCAAGACAUUACCGUGUUGCUUUGACUGUAGGACAGUGUUUCACCAGCGGUGCUCUAAUACAAUGAAUAAUUUACAUGUGAUGUUUUAUGUGAA
This is a messenger RNA of Panicum virgatum (switchgrass), 1195 nucleotides long. RefSeq lists its product as uncharacterized. The transcript has 6 exons. The record is from RefSeq and is a predicted model, not a curated record. The coding region runs from base 111 to 932 and encodes 273 amino acids. Gene Ontology annotation, cellular component: ribosome; mitochondrial large ribosomal subunit. Lineage: Eukaryota; Viridiplantae; Streptophyta; Magnoliopsida; Poales; Poaceae. Gene Ontology annotation, biological process: translation; ribosome assembly. Gene Ontology annotation, molecular function: structural constituent of ribosome.